AUGUCCGUUGUCCUUUCGAAUCGUCAAGUCAUAGAAAAAUUGAAGACACUUCCAGGAAAUGAACCUUUUGGUAGUGUAGGGGAGAGUGACAAAGUCACACGCAAAUUCUUAGAGACGCUUUAUGAUCCUCUUAAGAAGUUAUUUGCAAAAGCCCCUUCCAAUUCUUCCAGAGCGAAUGCUCGACAAAUUCAAAAAAUUGAAGAGAUUAAAAUUUCCCAACGCGACCGCUUCUCUGAAUAUAGGGAAAACAUACCAGCUUUCUGGGAAAACGACGUUAAAAACAUACACUACUUCGAUGAAGAAGAUGAAAGUAAGGUAAAAGCUUUCCUCAAGAGUGCAUGUCGACUCAACAAAAAUGUCACUGAGCUUUUAAUCCUGCGACGAUUCGUGGAUCUAGCUACCUAUAAGCUGUAUCGACGAAUAUUUCCAGAAGCUCUUGUUUGGGAGGAAAAGGUUCGAGAAUUUUUGAAACUUGCGCAUAUCUCAGAUCCAGACGACAGCGAAGUCGCAGAUUUCUGCGACAUCAUUAGACGUGGGAAAAGAGAGCGAGAUUUCUGCAUUGAACUUGCGCGGAAAACAAAUACCGAUGAUGAGGACGAAAGUGAGGAGGAAAAUAACAGUAUAUACGGACCUCUUUUCGUGGACCAUAUUCCUGACGCCAUAUGGGACCGAGGAGGUCUGAAGGGAAACGAUUUUAAGGAAUCUGUCGAAAAGUUGUGCCAACUAUGGAAUGAAGCAGAUAAAGCUUUGACGGCGGAGGCGACUGAGGUGGCGAAGCUGUUGCUAGAUCAUCAUGCUAUUUCUAUUGUCUGCUAUAGUGAACAAGCCUUCGACAAAGGAAAGAGACGCACGCGACAUUACGGAGAAGCCCACCGAACUAAACUAAGACGUUCGCAAGCCAUUAAUCGUUCGACAUUCGCAUCCCCGGUAUCGCGUACCCAAGACUCUGUUUCAAGCCGCGAAUAUGGCAGGACUAUGACCGACUCACCACAUAACAUCAAGACACGGAAGAGAACUGGCGAAAAAGAACAAGGAUCACGGAAGAAGCUACGUUCAUCUUAUCAUCAAUCUCCGUCCGCCCCACAACGCAGAGAUGACGACAAUAUUGGACCUCGUCAACUUGAUCCGUCAACCGAAGAGGCAGCUUUGCUCCUUUCGACCAUCCGAGACGGCCAAGCGAAUCUAUCAGGCAAUCAGCAGUCCUUACCUGCUCACGCAUCUCAUGCUCAUCACUCAUCUGCGGAAGCGGAAAGGUCACGCGAUCCUUCGUUGAGCGCUGCCGAUAUAGCAACUUCGAGUACUGGAGCCACCGAGACCACAUUGGACAUUGAUGACGGGAGCGAUAUAAUGUCCUCGGAAGCGACUUCGAUUCUUUCGAUAUCUGGCGAAGCCCCUCACCAUUGGACUUCGAGUUUAGCAACAGGUUGUAACUCACAAUUCCAGCCAGUCAACGAUGGGUCGUCGGCUGAGCAUGCUGAUUUCCUUACUUUUACCUUUCGCAGCCCGCAAGGGAUGGAGACAAAUCAAAAUUACGCAUACUACGCCCAAUUACCCGUCACGGCUACCGCACAGCCGGAGGUCCAUCUCGGUACGGCGAAUUUAGCACAGUCUCGGCCGUUACCGGACAAUCUAGUCGAUGUUGAAACCCUGGCCUACACUGCGACCAAUGAGAUUUCUUUCAAUGAGCAAUCACAACAGCCAGCUAGGGCUAUACAAGACGGAACACAAUCUCAUGUUCCAUGUGGUUUACAAUUUACCUCGCAAGGUUUUGAGGAAAUUCAUUUUGAUAUACAACACCCAACAGACCCAGACGGCUUUGAGGCAGUUUCUUUCGAUUCUCAAGGCAAUGCAUGGCUUGCAGUAGACUCGCAAGGAUUCGAACAAGUCUCCUUUAGCGGAGAUCAUACUAUGGUGAGUUGGUAG
Talaromyces marneffei is the source of this 1923-nucleotide messenger RNA. RefSeq lists its product as uncharacterized. Bases 1 to 1923 code for a protein of 640 amino acids. NCBI's taxonomy places the organism in Eukaryota, Fungi, Ascomycota, Eurotiomycetes, Eurotiales, Trichocomaceae. The record is from RefSeq and is a predicted model, not a curated record. The transcript is spliced from 3 exons.